CGCACCGCAUCGUGGCAUGACGCUCAACGAAGACGCAGAUGCACCGGCUCAACGCUCCGCCGCCGCUGGUGUUCAACGACUUGCUAGCUCGCUCGCACGCCUGAAGCUCACACACAUCAUCGACUAGAAUCACGACGCCGGCCGUGGAGCGAGCACAGCUAGCCAUUCUGGUUCCAAGAAGAUGCCGCCUUCAAGCUUGGAGGCAUCGAAGCGGGCCAACCUCAGGAAGCUCAAUGGCGAUACGACGUGGUUGCUGCAGAUCCACGUCGGCCACGAUGCAAAGACUUACAAUCUCCUCAUCGACCCAUGGCUUUCGACGAGCCAGCAGGUCGACUACCAUCCCCUCUUCUCAGCGCAGACACGCGUCGAGACUGCCUCAUUCCCCAGCCUGUCUGCCCUUUCCCAGUCUCUAGCCAACGAAACGCUCGAAGCUGCCGCUCGAGAGCGCAUCUCGAAGCCUGAAGGCAAUGGAGCUGAAGUAAAGGGGGCAGGCGGCAUCGAUGCCAUCCUGAUCAGUCAUCCGUUCAGCGAUCAUGCUCACCCUGAAACGCUAUGCGAGCUCAUCGACCAGAGUCGUCCCAUUGACAUCUUCUGCACGCCGCAAUCGUUCCAGGCCGUGGCGAAUCUGCUGAAUGGCAAGAAGAUGACGGCCGACCAACGCAAAGCCUUCAAGCUACAUCUUAUGGACGAGCUGAGAGACCGCGGUGACAGCCUUGACUCCAUCACCUCGCACAAGCAGGACGACGUCCCCUCAGGCCUCCGCUUGCUCCGUCUACCUGCUCAAGAGUCACCUUGGACGCAUGGCCCGGCCUGGGCUGACCUACACGGCGGCGUUGCCAUCAUCUGGGACAAAAGCGCCGUAGUCUACUCACCCCACGGCAUCCUCGGAAGGUCCAUCCCUCACGCCCUAUCUCAAGCCCACUGCCGCACUCUCAUCCAAUCCUUCGACCGCCAGACCCUGCCGCUCCUCCGUCUCGCCACGGGCCCCGUUGCGCUCGGCUUCCACCAAGCGGCCCUUUCGUGCUUCACAGGCGGUCAGGCAUACGUGCCCACGCUCAUCCUUCGCACACAUGAUGAGCACAAGGCGGCCCGAGGGCUGGUGGGAAAGAUUAUAUCCCGCCAAGGGACGAGCGAUGAGCAGGCCCGAGAGGCUUUGCAGCGCGAAGGCUGCGAGCACUGCGAGAUACGCAGCUUGAAGGCGGGUGAGGAAGUCGAAGUUGGCGGAUCGAUAUGAAGCCGCUGUGAUUCUGCCGUGGCGCGAGAGCAAUCGCGGCUGACGACGAGGAUGGUACGGAACUGCUAUCAGGGCGCUUCGAUACGACUUGACUCACCGCCCUGCGGUAUUGCGAUCC
Molecule: messenger RNA, 1352 nt
Organism: Jaminaea rosea
Lineage: Eukaryota; Fungi; Basidiomycota; Exobasidiomycetes; Microstromatales
Exons: 2
Coding region: 182-1234 (350 amino acids)
Source: RefSeq, a predicted model, not a curated record